Molecule: messenger RNA, 816 nt
Organism: Prorocentrum cordatum
Lineage: Eukaryota; Dinophyceae; Prorocentrales; Prorocentraceae
Source: the annotation of a GenBank genome assembly
AUGCGAGCGGGUGGCGGCGGCACCCAGCGAGAGAGAGAGCGCUCGGACGGGCCCCCGGGGGCGGGCAGCGAGGCUCCGGCUCGCUGCCUCAGGGCCGGACGCACCGAGGUGGAGGCCGACCUGCCUGCGGAGGCCGCCCCGCGACGCGGGGUGGGUCGCAAGGACCGCAGGGGUGUCGAGAUGGCGAUGUCCAACGAGGCGGCGGCGGAGGGCUUCCAGAACUUCGGAGACGAGAACCUCCAGGAGAUCGCGGCGGCCCGCACGCUGCUGGCCGAGCUGCGCGCCGGCACCGGGGAGCGGCGGCGCCUUGCGGCGGAGCGGGUCGAGACAGCCUGCGAGAAGCGCUUCGGCGACCUCCGCGAGCAGAUGCUCGAGCAGGAGACUGCGCAGCGCGCGGAGGCGGGCGCCGCGCGCUGCGUCGGUGCCGCCGCCCUGGAGCUGCUCUCGAAGUGCGCUGGCGCCCUGCCGCUCCCCCGGCCGCCUGCCAGCGGGCGGGAGACGCCACCCCGCCGGGGCGCGCCAGCUACAGCGCCGACGGCAGCGAGGAGUUCCCCCACGAGCUCCUCGCCACCGCCGAGCGAGCGCUGGGGGACAUGCCGCCCUCCGCGGAGGCGUGCGCGGUGCUGCAGGGCCUGCUGGCCCUGGCCGAGGACGAGCUGCGGGCCACGCGCGAUCGGCUGGCCCGCAUGGAGGAGCGGCGCACCACUGGACCCAGAGGAGCCCGUCGAGCCCGAGCAGCCCGUGCCGCCGGGGCCCGCGGCCCGCGUGGCGUCGGGGAAGGUGGCGUCGCAGUGGCGGAGGAAGCCCGCGAACUAG